Molecule: messenger RNA, 2313 nt
Organism: Verticillium alfalfae VaMs.102
Lineage: Eukaryota; Fungi; Ascomycota; Sordariomycetes; Glomerellales; Plectosphaerellaceae
Product: pre-mRNA-splicing factor ATP-dependent RNA helicase PRP43
Exons: 2
Coding region: 1-2313 (770 amino acids)
Cellular component (GO): spliceosomal complex; intracellular anatomical structure
Molecular function (GO): RNA helicase activity; RNA binding; ATP binding
Source: RefSeq, a predicted model, not a curated record
AUGGCUGACGCCAACGGAAAGCGCCACAGCUCUGACGACGGUCAAGCUGCGUACGAGAGGCGGAAGAAGAUGAAGACGGACAGCCCCGACAUCAAAAUGGAAAAAUACGAAAGCAUCGACGACAAGGUCAAGGCCAAUCCCUACCUUGCCCACAUGAACAACGGGGGCGGCGACGAGCCCUUUGCCGACUUCGAGACCCGUAACACCACAGCCAAGCAGGCCGCGGCUGUUGAGGACCUCACCCACAACGCCUUCACCGGAAAGGAGCAUACGAAGAAAUAUUUCGAUAUUCUGCGUACGCGUCGCGACCUUCCAGUUCAUAAGCAACGCCAGGAGUUUCUUGACAAGUACCACUCGACACAGAUCCUCGUCUUCGUUGGUGAGACAGGUUCUGGCAAGACGACACAGAUCCCGCAGUAUGUCCUCUACGACGAGUUGCCCCAGCGCAACAGGAAACUCGUCGCCUGCACACAACCGCGUCGUGUGGCUGCCAUGUCCGUUGCUCAGCGUGUCGCCGACGAGCUCGAUGUGCCUCUAGGUGACGAGGUUGGUUACAGCAUCCGUUUCGAGGACAAGACCAGCCCCAGAACAGUGCUGAAGUACAUGACUGACGGCAUGCUGCUCCGCGAGGCCAUGCACGACCAUCAAAUGUCCCGCUACAGCUGCAUCAUUCUUGACGAGGCCCACGAGCGCACGCUAGCCACCGAUAUCCUCAUGGCCCUGUUGAAGAAUGUCGCCCAGCGCCGUCCUGAUCUGAAGAUCAUCGUCAUGUCUGCCACCCUCGAUGCCCAAAAGUUCCAACGCUACUUCAACGACGCCCCCCUUCUUGCAGUUCCGGGUCGCACCUUCCCUGUCGAGAUAUUUUACACCCCUGAACCAGAAAAAGACUACGUCGAAGCUGCCAUUCGCACUGUUCUGCAGAUUCACGCCUCCGAAGGCGAGGGAGAUAUCCUUGUUUUCCUGACGGGCGAGGAGGAGAUUGAAGACGCGUGUCGCAAAAUCAACCUCGAGGCUGACGAAAUGGUUCGCGAGAUUGACGCCGGGCCGCUCGCUGUUUAUCCGCUUUACGGCACCCUGCCGCCUGGUCAGCAGCAACGCAUCUUCGAUAAGGCCCCAGCACCAUUCAAGCCUGGUGGCCGUCCCGGCCGCAAGUGCAUCAUUGCGACAAACAUUGCAGAGACGUCACUGACCAUUGAUGGUAUCGUAUACGUUGUUGACCCCGGUUUCAGCAAACAAAAGAUCUACAACCCCCGCAUCCGCGUCGAGUCUCUUCUCGUGUCCCCUAUCUCCAAGGCGUCCGCGCAGCAGCGUGCUGGUCGUGCUGGCCGAACAAAACCCGGCAAGUGCUUCCGUCUAUACACGGAGCAGGCCUUCAAGAAGGAGCUCAUUGAGCAGACGUACCCUGAGAUUCUGCGUUCGAACCUGGCCAACACUGUUCUCGAGCUGAAGAAGCUGGGCGUCGAGGAUCUUGUCCACUUUGACCUCAUGGAUCCCCCUGCGCCAGAGACGAUGAUGCGCGCCCUUGAGGAACUCAACUACCUGGCAUGCCUUGACGACGAGGGCGAGCUCACGGCCUUGGGCAGCAAGGCCUCCGAGUUCCCCCUCGACCCAGCACUUGCCGUCAUGCUCAUAUCAUCGCCCGAGUUCUAUUGCUCCAACGAGAUCCUUUCCAUCACAUCCCUCCUGUCAGUACCCCAGAUCUGGAUGCGCCCUGCCGCUAGCCGGCGUCGCGCCGACGAGAUGAAGGCACACUUUACGCAUCCCGAGGGCGAUCACCUGACGCUCCUCAAUGCCUAUCACGCCUUCAAGGGUGAAAUCCAGAAGGGCGCGGACGUCAAGCGCUGGUGUCACGAUCACUUCCUGUCCUACCGUCACCUUCAGAGUGCCGACAAUGUGCGCGCCCAGCUCAAACGCAUCAUGGAGACGCACGAGGUUGAGCUCAUGUCGACGCCGUUCGAAGACAAGAACUACUACAACAACAUUCGUCGGGCUAUGCUCGCAGGCUUCUUCAUGCAGGUCGCUUUCCGUGAGAGCUCUGGCAAGGUGUAUCGUACCAUCAAGGAUGACCAAGCCGUCAUGCUUCACCCGUCCACAGUCCUCAAGACGGACUACGAGUGGGUAGUCUACAACGAGUUCGUACUCACCUCCAAACAGUACAUCCGUACCUGCACCGGCGUACGCCCAGAGUGGCUUCUUGAAAUCGCACCCACCUAUUAUGAUCUCAGCACAUUUACCAAGGGUGACGCAAGGUCAGCGUUGGUCCGCGCGUCAGAGAAGAAGCGCCGCAAGGAAGCUAUGAAGGCGGGACGGUAA